CAAGACUUGGACAGAUGGAAAGAAAUCACUUAGUAUUUUUUGCCUCCACAGGGAAUUGAACCUGAGACCUCAUGAUUCUUAAACCACUUCAUUGACCACUAACCUUGGGUACAAGACCUAGACCCUUGAAAAUGAUUCUUCAGCAAUCCCAUUCUUUAUCACAUUUUAAUUAUUUUUUUUAUGAAACUUUAACAAGUUUGCCUUUUCUUUUAUGUUCUUUUCUUUCCACAUCAUGUCAUAAGGUCUCAAAUCUUGUUGCGCAGGACUCCAAAGGACAAAGAAAUUAGAGGAAAAGAAGAAGCACCAUCAAUGGGCAGUUAAAAUUAUGAAGUUGAUGGUUGAGAAAGACAGUAGUUACAAAUUCUAUGCAAAUACCGGGGAGAAGCCUGAAGAUAAAGACCUCUAUGAUCAAGGAAUCUAUAAGCAAAUUGGAAAACCUCCACCAGCACCUCCUCUAACAGAUAUUUAUUUAAGAAAAGCAGAAGAACCUAGUAACAUUGCACAGAUCAAGUCUGAGUUGUCGAAGACCAAGGCGACACCCCUAUUAGUGGCAUCAAAGCUGGGUAUCGUGGAGAUGGUGAAGGAGAUCCUUAAACAGUACCCAAUAGCCAUUCAAGAUACGGAUUCUGACGGGAAGAAUAUCUUGCUUUUGGCUCUAGAGCAUAGGCAAACAGCCGUCUAUUACUGGAUAAUAGGACAAAACUAUCCAGAAUGCGUCCUGCCGCGCAUCCCUUGUACUGCGUUACCGUUGCAACGCGAAAGGAAGUGGUACAAGCUGUUGAGGAAGCCAUUUUAAGAGAUAUUGGGUGAAGAAAAAUUCUGAAUUUUUCCGGCUAUGGAUUCACAGAAAGUCGAGAUGAAGCAGAGAGAGUGAGAGAAUGGCUUCUUUGUCUACGUUCUUGGGCAAGAAAAAAAUAUGAGAAAAAAUAUAUUCUGAUGGGAAGUUUAUGAUGACAAUAGACUUUUUGGACAAAAAAAUCAUUAAAUAAGGAAAAAGGUAUUGUGAUGGAUGGAGUUUAUGAUGAUAAUUGACUUUUUGGACAA
Molecule: messenger RNA, 1044 nt
Organism: Nicotiana tabacum (common tobacco)
Lineage: Eukaryota; Viridiplantae; Streptophyta; Magnoliopsida; Solanales; Solanaceae
Source: RefSeq, a predicted model, not a curated record